AUUGCGGAAGAUGCGGAGCGCAAGAUCCGAGCUGGUGAGCCCACGCCCGAACCACCCAAGCCUGCUACUCUACCAAAGAAGAGGUACGAAAACCAGAAUGGGGGACCUCAGCGUAUGCUUGUUCCACAGGAUCCACCACAAACUUUGCCUCCAAGUCAGCUUCCUUUGCCGUCCCAAGCUAUGCUUUUGCAGUCGGCGCAACCAGUUCGCCCAGUUAUCAACUUGGAGGAUGAUGUUGCUCCAAUUAAGCAACAGCCUGCCUACAGCCCACCCCCUGUGCCGGUGCCACCCCCACAACCCCAGUUCCAGGACAUUCGGCAACAGCCAUUACGCCAAGUGCCCGUGGUCCAUAAACAUAUGCCGCCACUGCAGCGGCAGCAGCAGCGGGAGCAACAACAACGGGAGCAACAACAGCGGGAGCAGCAGCAGCGAGAGCAACAGCAGCGGGAGCAGCAGCAGCGAGAGCAAUUGCAGCGGGAGCAGCAGCAGCGGGAGCAGCAGCAGCGGGAGCAACAGCAGCGGGAGCAGCAGCAGCGGGAGCAGCAACAGCGGGAGCAACAGCAGCGGGAGCAACAGCAGCGAGAGCAGCAGCAGCGGGAGCAGCAGCAGCGGGAACAACAGCAGCGAGAGCAACGAGAACAAGAACAUCAACAGCCGCAGCAUCUGCAACAGCAGCACCCCCAUCAGCAGCAUCCACAACCGCAUCUACAACAGCAGCAUCCACAACAGCAUCCGCAACAUCAGCAUCCGCAACAGCAUCUGCAGCAGGAGCAUCCACGACCACUGCUGCAACCACAUCAUCCGCAACAGCCACAACCACCGCCUGCACCGGUGGUUGUCCCCUCUCAUUCACAUCCUCGCGUACCACCAUCUUCGCAGCAACCUCCACAGCAGGUCCAGGCCCAGCCGCCGCUUGUGCAAGCACCUAUUCCCGUACCAGUGCAUAGGAGUUUUAUUCAGCGGACUGAGGAGACACACAGUGAACGGCCUGAAAGACGGCCUGAGAGGCAGCUGGAGAGCAGUCAUGACAGAACUCAUAGUGCGCAGCUGGAGCGGCAGGUGAGUGGGCAGGUGGGGAGGCAGGUGGAGGCACCAGUGGAGAGGCCGAUGGACAGUAGACACAGCGAGAGGCAAAUUGAGGGACCAGUGAAACAUUUGGAAAGGCCUCACGGGGGUGGGCCGCAGGUAGGAUCUCGUGAGUUCGCCAAGCAAUUUGAAAGAGCUUACGGGGGGGCACGCGAUGGAACACUAGAAAGGCAGCGCGACGUCCCCUUAGACAGACCACGUGAUGUGAGAAUGCCCGAGAGACAGGCAGUCGGGGGACAACCGUCCGGCGGGCCAUUGAUUGAGAGGCCUCACAGGGUAAGGCAAGAGAGGAUGCAAGAGAGAUCAGAGAAAUCAUUGCAGGAUAGAAGCCUAGAGAGAUCUCAUGAAGGACUUCGCACGCCUCAUGAACGGCGUAUGGGCCGUGAGGCCCCAUCGGUUCCCUCUCUCCAGGGGCCAUCCCCAUCUCCCCAUACACCAGUUUCGAGUACGUCGGCUCCUCAAGGCAAAAUUAUAUCAACGCAGAUCACCAUUCCGAAACAGCAGACACACGCCCAACAGAUUCAUCAUCCGAGUCAGCAGCAGCAGCAGCAGCAAUUGCAGCAACAGCAGGGACGAGGUUCCUACAACCAACAGCAUCAAACCAACCAGCCCCUCCACCAUCGCAAUUUGUCUAGCCCUUCAGCGAUACCAAUGUUUGAUGCCCAAUACCCACAACAGCAACAACCAUUCGGCCAGCAACCUAGAGCUCCACCGGUUGAGAAGCCUCAGCCUUCUCGAGCUCCGGAGCCAUUGGCUCCUCCGUCUUCACGUCCCAUGUCCGCACCAUCUUCAGGGCAGCCAAUGAACACGCCAUAUAACCCUCCUCCGCCAUCUCAUCUGGGUUCUACGCCACAGAUACCACGUCAGCCAUCCUUGCCUCCUCAAGCUGCUGCAGUUCACGUACCUCCUCCAGUGCAGUCGCAGUCGACUGCGGCCCCAGAUUCCUCAAAAUCCAAGCCAACGAGCAUUAACUCACUGCUUAAUCCUGCCAAAGAGGAAAUCCCUUCCCGGCCUCAGAGUAGGUCCACUCCACACCAUAUACCUCCUCAGACAAGGCCCCAAACUCCUCAGCAACAGCCACCCCCGCAACACACGCCUCUCCAGCACGCCUCUUCCCAACUUGCUGCUGCUCAGCAUGUUACCCAGCAUCCCCCGCAACAUCGAUCGCAACCCCCCCACCAUUCCCACCAUGGUAGCCUUCAACAUCUGCAGCAUGCGCCGCACUCUCAUCAUCCGCACCCCAUGCAUCAUCAUCAUCAGCACUCUCAAUCAUCAAGUACACAUGCCCCUAUACCAGGAGAAUCAUCAAGAAGGGAUGUAACGUACGACCUACAACAUGAGAGCCACCAACAGCGGCCCUCGAUGGCGAAGAGUCCACUGAGUAGAGGCGGUCCACCGCCAUAUGACUCUGUUCAACUUUCGCGUGAGCCGAGUAGUUACUCCACGCCUCCCCGCGAGCCUUAUCUCCAACCCAGAGAGUCUUUGUACACUCCUGCCCUUCGAGAAACACCAUACUCUACUCCUCCUCCUCAUUCGCAAUCACAGCAGGGCUUAUCGGGAUCUCAUACACCGACUUCACACUCCACCUUGCAGCCCUCCAACUAUGCUCAAGGGCAGCAUAGCCAUUACCCCCCACGGCCGCAGACUUGCUCGCCUUAUCGUCCUGGUGGACCACAAAGUGGCCCUUAUGUGCCUCCAUCUAGUAUACCACCUUCACAGCCCUCGCAUCAUUCGCAGCAGUAUCCGCACUAUGGACAGCAGCCGCCUCCACAACCGCAGCCGGGGAACCGCCACACUCCACCACCUCGAGGGCAGUAUACUCAGAGACGUUAUUAUGAUGGGCUUGAUCGUGGGAGGCCAUAUUAAAUAUUUAAUAAAAACUUUUCCCUUUUCCUUUUUUCACGUUGGAUGGAUUCAUCAAGCAGGCGGCCUUUUUCUUUUCAUAAACAAAACAUUUCUUCGUCUCCUCUUUUCCUCUGGGGGGGUUUUUCUUUUUUAACUUGGGGUUGGCAAGGGUGUUACUUUUCUAAUGAAUUUGUCCGCACAUUUCUCGUUUUUUUCUCUAUUCUUUUCUUUUGCUCUCUUUCCCUCCCACCUACGAUUAGUGUAAGCUGUGAGCGUCAUGAUUUAUGGAUUCCCCUGUUUGUCUUUUCUUCCAUCUUUUCUAGCACCUUUUGCUGGCUGUAAUAGGUGUUGGGGGUGAGAUGAGGUCUUGGAAUUGGAAUUGAUGGAUGGAUGGUGGAGUUGUAGAAUAGUCGAAUUCGAUGUUUUUACUCCUGAUAA
Messenger RNA from Tuber melanosporum (Perigord truffle), 3369 nucleotides. RefSeq lists its product as uncharacterized. Lineage: Eukaryota; Fungi; Ascomycota; Pezizomycetes; Pezizales; Tuberaceae. Bases 115 to 2952 code for a protein of 945 amino acids. The transcript has a single exon. The record is from RefSeq and is a predicted model, not a curated record.